UGCAGAAGGAGGACGAGGCCUGCGAAGGUCAGUGGGCCCGUGCUUGCGCUGCGCAAGUCACAGUUGGGCUCAGUUGCUGCUGCUGGUGAGUACGUCUCCCGCGCCUAGCUGAACAUCGUCUCCUGCGACAGAUGGUACGCCCCCCUGAGUCCCGAGCACAAGUAACAACUGUCGCGCAUCUUGGCCGAGUAUUGGAACAACAAACGAAUACUCACAGUUGUUUCACCAUAGGCUUCGGCAGCCACAACACUACUGAAGACUUCAGAGUCACCAACACUAAGAAGCGGCAGUGAGAGACGGCGAAAAUGUUGCGGCUGAAGCUGAGCGACGCUGCGCGGAUGCUGAAGAACAUGGUGAUGCUGGGCGUGUCGUUCAUGGUGCACUUCACGGCGGUGCUGGGCGCGACGCACCUGCAGAGUUCGAUCAACAAGGCGGGCGGCGUGGGCACGGCAGCGCUUGCCGCGCAGUACGCCGCGCUCGUCGCUUCCAGCCUCUUCCUCUCCGUCUUCCUCAUACGGCGCAUCGGCUGCAAGUGGACUAUGGCGGUGUGCAUCCUGUGCUACCUGCCGUACAUGGGCGCGCAGCUCUACCCCCGCACCUACACGCUGGUUCCCGCCGCUCUGCUGAUGGGCCUGGCGGCCGCGCCGCUGUGGAGCGCCAAGUGCACCUACCUGUGCGUCAUCGCAGACGUGUACAGCCGCGCCAGCGGCGCCAACCUCAAGACUGCUCGCGACCGCAUCAUCGGCUCCUUUUUCAUGAUAUUUCUCUUCUCCAUGGUAUGGGGAAAUCUCAUUUCGUCUCUGGUGUUAAAUUCUGGGACAAGCAGUGUGAGUGCUAACGUAUCAUCAGAGCUGCUUCAAUGCGGAGCAGACUAUUGUCCAGGAAGUGGCGAAACUGAAACCAAUCCAAAUCUGGCACGUCCAGAUGAAGACAAAAUAAGUAUUAUAAUGUAUAUAUACAUCGGCUGUAUAGUUCUCGCAGCGCUGACUAUUCUCCUUGGAAUUGAUCAACAUGAGAGGUACGAGCAGAAAAGCGUUUGGUCUCAGGUGACAGCAACCUUGAGACUUCAUGUUGAUCGGAAGAUGCUUCUGAUUUUACCUAUCUCCCUAUGGCUUGGAAUUGAUUAUGCUUUUGUUGAAGCUGAGUAUUCUGCAGCUUUCGUCGCGUGCGCGUGGGGUAUCUCCCAGAUUGGCUUCGUCAUCGUUGUGUAUGGCUUGCUGAACUCUGGGGGCGCGCUGGUCACAGGCUGGCUGAUGGAGAAGGUCGGCUCCCUGCUCCUGGUGUGCGUAGUGGGCGUGGCGCACUUGGCUGUAAUGAUUGCCAUGCUGCUUUGGAAGCCGGCCGCUUCGCACACGGCAGUCUACUUCAUCAUAGCGGGACUGCUCGGCGCAGCAGACGGACAUUGGGCUGUCCAAAUAAACGCACUGUACGCCAUAGUGUUCCCUGGCAACGAAGAUGCCGCUUACAGUAACUUCCGACUGUGGCAGUCCAUUGGGUUUGUGGUUGCCUUCUCCUACAGCCACUAUCUGUGCAUCGCAGCCAAAAUUUAUGUCAUUAUGGCCCUGCUCGUGGUUGGUGUGGCUGCAUGGAUGGGACUUGAGUUUUGUGUUCUGAGGAAAUCGAUUCUGCCCGGCAAAGUUUGAAAGGAAGCGAUGUUACAAGAUACAUCGCGGUGCAGUGUCUCUUGGCUAUCAGCCUGCUGCCCUUCUGGACAGCUGAUAGGUUCUGUGAACAGAAAUUUGUGACCUACAUUCUUGUUCCAGAAAUAAUCCGAUCCAUCUCAGAAAGAACAUUUGAAAUAAAAUUAGUAGAAAACUUGGGCAUUAUUUCUGAAAAUAAAAAUAAAGAUUCGUCCGUGUAGAUUCACAAACAGAUAA
Schistocerca gregaria is the source of this 1877-nucleotide messenger RNA. RefSeq names its product UNC93-like protein. Gene Ontology annotation, molecular function: potassium channel regulator activity. Gene Ontology annotation, cellular component: striated muscle dense body; plasma membrane. The transcript has 8 exons. The record is from RefSeq and is a predicted model, not a curated record. Lineage: Eukaryota; Metazoa; Arthropoda; Insecta; Orthoptera; Acrididae. Gene Ontology annotation, biological process: regulation of potassium ion transport; regulation of muscle contraction. The coding region runs from base 306 to 1643 and encodes 445 amino acids.